UCCUCCUCCUCCUCUCUCUCCAUUAAUACCCUUAAUAGCUCCUCAUCCAAUAAAGAACAAGAAUAUCAAAUUCCAUUCUUUAACCUUCCCUACAACCUCUCUCCCUACCGCUAUUUCUUCCCCUUCCUCGCAACAUAUACCUCACACCUCACCAUCUUUUGGUGUCCUCUCACUCGUUCCUCUUUCUCUCUCUAGAACAGACACCCCAAAUUUAAACAACGCAGUCACUAGGGAGAAAAAAGAAAAGGAAAACCUGGUUUAAAAGGAGCAGCAGCUGCCCCGGGCGGAGAGGAAGGCGAGGAGCGCGCGCGGCGAGGAGAGAAGAGAGGAGGCGAGGAGUCGGCGGUGCAGAGAUAGCGGGAAGGGAUCGUCCAAAAAGGGCCAGCAGACGGAUGGCGUCGUCGUCUGCGUCGUCGGUGCCGGCUCCAUCGGGCUCUGUGAUCACUAUGGCGUCGUCUUCGUCGUCAGCAGCCGCUGCGGGGGUGUGCGGCACGGGCUCCCCGUGCGCGGCGUGCAAGUUCCUGCGCCGCAGGUGCCAGCCCGACUGCGUGUUCGCGCCCUACUUCCCGCCGGACAACCCUCAGAAGUUCGUGCACGUGCACCGCGUCUUCGGCGCGAGCAACGUGACCAAGCUGCUGAACGAGCUCCACCCAUUCCAGCGUGAGGACGCCGUGAACUCGCUCGCCUACGAGGCCGACAUGCGCCUCCGCGACCCCGUCUACGGCUGCGUCGGCGUGAUCUCCAUCCUCCAGCACAACCUCCGCCAACUCCAGCAGGAUCUCGCCCGCGCCAAGUACGAACUCUCCAAGUAUCAGGCGGCGGCGGCGGCUUAUGCGUCGACGGGGCCGAACGGGCCGCAAGCGAUGGCAGAGUUCAUCGGCAACGCGGUGCCCAACGGCGCGCACAACUUCAUCAACAUUGGCCACUCGGCUGCGCUCGGCUCCAUCGCGGGCUCCCCCGUCUUCGGGCAAGAUCAGUUCGCCAACCCGCAGAUGCUGUCCAGGAGCUACGACGGCGAGCCCAUCACGAGGCUGGGGAUCAACGGCGGGUACGAGUUCGGGUACUCGACCACGAUGGGCGGGGCCCGUUCUUUAAGUCAGGCACCGCCGGCGGCGACGAGAAACCCAGCGCCGGGCAGUAGGCGACCGGCCGGUGUGAUCGAUCAAUCUUUUCAGGUUCCUGACUUGAAGAAAAAAAAUCCGCGAAGUGCUGAGGACUACAUGGCAUGGGAGGAUCCUAAAUGCCCAUAGUUAUGAUGGUUAAUUUUCAGUCGAUUUUACAUGAGUCCGUGUUUAUGUUGUUUACUUGUUUGUUAAUGCUUCUCUCUUCCAUCCACAAGAUCGUCGAACAUUUCAUGUGUCUAUGCUGUUGAUGCACUGGAAGCAAACAUGCAUUGUCCCGGACUUUUAUCA
This is a messenger RNA of Phragmites australis (common reed), 1412 nucleotides long. RefSeq names its product LOB domain-containing protein 6-like. The transcript is spliced from 4 exons. The record is from RefSeq and is a predicted model, not a curated record. Lineage: Eukaryota; Viridiplantae; Streptophyta; Magnoliopsida; Poales; Poaceae. Bases 393 to 1250 code for a protein of 285 amino acids.